AUAACAUAGGAAUCGAGGCCGAUGAUGGCCGUUCCAACCCAUCGAAUUUUUCUUUUCCCAUUCUUUAUCUUGUGUUUGUAGAUUUUUUCCUACCAAAUCUGUCCCCAAUUAUUGUUGUUUUUUGAUCUGUUUGUUCGAUAAUUUUUCUGGUGUUGGGAGGAAGUAGGCUCCGGUGACCAAUUCCAACCCCGAAGCCGAUUUCUGUGUUGAUAUGGAGCGUGGUGGUGGUAGCCACCGUGUCAAAUUUAACGCCGCCAAGGAGAUUGAGUCCCCUCGCUUCCGCGCCAUUCUCCGUGCUACGAGCGGCCGCCGGAAGCGGGCCCCCACCGACGUCAAGAGCUUCUCCCAUGAGUUGAAUUCCAAAAGAACCCACCACAUCCCGAUCCGCAAGCUCCGAGGUCUCAGCAGCCCGGAGGAAAUAAUGGGUGUGAUUCGCUCGAAAUUCAAACGGUUGAAGGAAGAAGUUGACUCGGAGUUAGGCGUAUUGGCGGGCGAUUUGGUGGGCAUACUCGAAAAGGACACGGAUGCACAUCCUGAAUGGCGGGAGCCUCUGGAGGAUCUUCUGGUGGUAACCCAGAAUUGUGCAGAGAUGUCGCCAGAUGAAUUCUGGUCGAGUUGUGAGGGGAUAGUCCAGAAUCUGGAUGACCGCCGCCAGGAACUGCCAAUGGGCACGCUCAAGCAAGUCCAUACUCGCAUUCUUUUCAUCCUCACUAGGUGCACUAGGUUGAUUCAGUUCCAGAAAGAGGGUGCUUACAGAGAGCACGAACAUAUUCUCGGGCUACACCAGCUUAGCGACCUGGGAUUUUAUCCUGAAUCGAGAGAUGGGAGCUUCAAGAUCUCAUUGGGUUCUAAGGAUACAAAGGAAAGGAUCAUCAUGAAGAGGAUCCAAGAGCAUAGGUUCCUUAAUCAUGAUUUUUCUAGUCAACAAAUAGAUUCUCCUUCUAGUAGAGCUAGGAUUUCGUCCUGGAAGAAGCUUCCAUCAGCGAAUGAGAAGAAUCAGAAGAGAUUCCAUGACAAGAAUGAGUACCCCUCAAAAAAGGUUUUAGAUUCACUGCCACCGAUAGAGAGAGCCAAAUUGGCUUCUAGCACAGAAGACCUUGGGGUCCUAGCAAGUUCAACGGAACCAUUGCCCGAGGCAGAAGAAGUAGCUUCUGCUGAUUAUUCUGGAGAUCAACAAAUUCCAGCUGAUGUAAAGCCAAAAAUGAUAUGUAGGAUUUGUGAUUUUGAGAUACCGACUAUAUAUGCCGAGGGUCAUUUUAGAGUAUGCACGAUUGCUGAUAGAUGUUAUUCAAAGGGUUUAACUAUUGAUGAGAGGCUGGAUGGAGUUGCUGAAAUACUUGAGAGAAUUCUGGCAUCCUGCACACCAAAGAACACAGAUAUUGUAGAAAUCCAUGAAAUUGUGGAUAGGGUAGUUGUUGGUAAUCUAAUUGCAAGUAAUUUGAAUGAACUACCUGUAACGUCAAGCAAUUCACGGAGUGCUUUAUCAUCAGGAAGUAUGACCCCGCAAUCACCAAUAAUGACACCACGAACUAGCCAGAUUGAUUUGCUGUUGCUUGGAACCAAGGCAUUUGCUGAUCAUGAAAACUUUCAGCAGAUAGAGAGUUUAUUGGAUAUAGUUCGCUGCAUUGCCAGAAUAAAAACUUGCAAUUACAGUUCACUUGAGGACUUGAGCUCCUGUUUAGAAGAUUUAAAUGCUGUUGUUGAUACUAGAAAGGUCGACGGACUUGUUGUUGAGACAUUUGGAAGACAGAUUGCAAAGUUACUACAGGAGAAAUUCAUACAUCUAUGUGGGCAGAUCGAUGAUGGGAUUAAAGAUGUCUCAAGUGUGAUAGUAGAUGAUGGAUCUUUGGGGAAUGGUAGAACCUUGGGUGCAAAGUUAAAGGAUCGAACAUCCAUCGAGGAUUUUGAAAUCAUAAAACCAAUAAGCCGAGGGGCAUUUGGAAGGGUUUUCCUUGCAAGGAAAAGAGUCACAGGCGACCUUUUUGCAAUAAAGGUUCUUAAAAAGUCUGAUAUGGUACGCAAGAAUGCAGUUGAAAGUAUUUUAGCUGAACGUAACAUUCUGAUAUCAGCUCGAAACCCUUUUGUGGUGCGCUUCUUCUACUCCUUCACAUGUAGGGAAAAUCUCUAUCUUGUGAUGGAGUACAUAAAUGGAGGGGAUUUAUAUUCAUUGCUAAGAAAUUUAGGCUGUUUGGAUGAAGAUAUGGCACGUACAUAUGUGGCUGAAGUAGUUCUUGCUCUGGAAUACUUGCAUUCUCUGAAUGUAAUUCAUCGAGACCUUAAGCCUGAUAACUUGUUGAUUGCUUGGGAUGGUCACAUUAAGUUGACUGAUUUUGGACUCUCUAAGGUUGGUCUUAUCAAUAGCACCGAUGAUUUAUCAGGUCCAGAUGUCAGCGGUUCUGCUAUCCUAGGUGAUGAUGAACCAAUUCCAGCAGAACAACGAGCACUAAAACGAGAGCAGAGGCAAAAACAAUCAGCUGUUGGAACUCCUGAUUAUUUGGCACCGGAGAUACUUCUAGGAAUGCAACAUGGCAGAACUGCAGAUUGGUGGUCAGUGGGUGUUGUCCUCUUUGAACUUCUAGUAGGUAUUCCCCCAUUCAAUGCAGAGCAUCCACAGAAAAUUUUUGAUAAUAUUAUGAAUCGGGAUAUACCUUGGCCACAAGUACCAGAAGAGAUGAGUUUUGAGGCUCAUGAUUUGAUUGAUAAAUUGCUAAGUCAGAACCCAGUCCAAAGACUUGGAGCAACUGGGGCUGGGGAGGUGAAAUCUCAUCCUUUCUUCAGAACCAUCAAUUGGGAUAUGCUCGCCAGGCAGAAGGUAGCAUUCAUCCCCUCAACCGAAGGUGAUGAUGACACAAGCUACUUUGCCAGCCGCCAUCCAUGGAAUGCAGCAGACGAACAGCUUCAUGGAACAUCUCGUGAAUACGAUAAUAUGUCUGAUGCAUGCAGUACGAGCUGCUGCAGCAGCCCUCACAGCUCCAUCUUGGAUGAAGAUGGAGAUCAAUGUGGCAGUAUGGCAGACUUUGGACCGACACUCUCUGUGAAGUAUUCCUUUAGUAACUUUUCUUUUAAGAAUUUGUCACAACUGGCUUCUAUCAACUAUGAUCUUAUAACAAAAUGUAGCAAAGAUUCAGCAGAAGCUUCUCAACCUUGAGACCAAUUUGGAGACAAUAAUUUGCUUCCAUGGCUACCUAUUUAAAAGUUUCAAGAGCUGGAUGUGUUCAAUGAUACCUGCUAAAUGAUUUCUGCAACAUGCCUGGCCUUCUUUUAUUUAGGAGAUGCACAUCUGCCACAGCAUUACACUAAUAAAUGGCAGUUUGGUCCUACUUAACUGGGAUACACGGCGGAACUGACUUCCAACUUGUAUGCUAGAUUAAACUGUAAAUAGCACAUCAUAACUACCAAUCUGGUUUAUCAGCAACUCAUCAUCCAAAUUCAAAGUUAUCUUAUUGCAUAUGUUGUACUUAAGGUCUUAGUUUAAUUGGGAGGUUUGUAAGCCAUUGUUAGAAGGCUUCGCAAUCCCAGAAUUUGUACAGUGGUAUAUGGCACCAACACUUGGGACUUGUGUUCAGCUUGCAAAAUUACAAAUAUUGGUCAGGCAUAAAUUCAUGUGAUCAUUCAUGCCUUCAGGUAAUUCUUGAAGUGUUGUGAAUUAUUUGCA
Molecule: messenger RNA, 3655 nt
Organism: Musa acuminata subsp. malaccensis (wild Malaysian banana)
Lineage: Eukaryota; Viridiplantae; Streptophyta; Magnoliopsida; Zingiberales; Musaceae
Product: probable serine/threonine protein kinase IRE
Biological process (GO): intracellular signal transduction; peptidyl-serine phosphorylation
Molecular function (GO): ATP binding; protein serine/threonine kinase activity
Source: RefSeq, a predicted model, not a curated record